This is a messenger RNA of Patiria miniata (bat star), 2855 nucleotides long. Its product is annotated as leucine-rich repeat-containing protein 9-like. The transcript is spliced from 8 exons. NCBI's taxonomy places the organism in Eukaryota, Metazoa, Echinodermata, Asteroidea, Valvatida, Asterinidae. Bases 143 to 1390 code for a protein of 415 amino acids. Gene Ontology annotation, molecular function: protein binding. The record is from RefSeq and is a predicted model, not a curated record.
CGUACCUUCCCACUUAAACCCGUCUUAAAUCUUAAUUAAGACAAACUUUGUGACUUGACAGUAAUGUGUUUUUGUUCGCAAUAGUUUCAAUGCAAUUAAAGCAAAUCUAAUGAUGAACUUUUUUUUAUAAAUUACACCAGGAAUGCUUUCCAAACUUUGCCGGAAGCACAAUGUUAGAAGCAAAUCUGGUUCUGGAGUUUGGACGACAGUGCCCUGUUGCUCCAUCUUCAAACAAAGUCUGGAUAAACGCAAAUCAUCCUUGAUGCAUCAAACUGCUGAGGAAAUGGAGUUGAGUUUGAAGCUAGCAGAAAAGACAGGAGGCGUGCAGGAAGCUUUGAGCCAGCAGGUCAACCUACAGAGAACCGCCUUUGUUACAGCUCUUCGGCUACUCUAUUGGCUUGCCAAGGAAGAAGUUGCGCAUACAACAAAGUUCCCGUCACUGGUGAAACUUGUCCAGCAAUGUGGUGUUUCCCAUCUGGAACAUCUGAGAGUGGGAGAUAAUGCUUUCUACCAAAGUGAGACAGCACUGCAAGAGAUGUUGGAAAAUUUGGCUGAAGUCACCAGCAGUGAGAUAUAUGAGGCUAUGCAGAGCAGUCCCUUCUUCAGCAUCCUGUGUGAUGAGACGACAGAUGUUUCCGUCCUCAGCCAACUGAUCUUCUAUGGACGUUUUCUGGAUAACCAGGGCCAGGUGCAAACUAAGUUCUUGGCUAUAAAGGACAUCCCUAAUGGAACUGCCGAAACAGUGACCAACAACAUCAACAUGUUCAUGGAUGACAACAAGCUGGAGAGAAGCAAAUUUGUUGGAUUUGGGUCCGAUGGUGCAAGUGUAAUGGUGGGCAGUCAGACUGGUCGUGUCACAAAAGAUCCCAUCUUCAAAGUUGCCCAGGCAAAGGAUGUGAGGUGGCUAUCGCACCAGAAAGCUGUGGACACAGUCCGUCAGUGUUUACCAUCACUGCUGAUCAGCUUAGAGAGAGAGGCCGCAGAGAGAGGGGACCCCAAGGCAGUAGGUCUUGCAUCAUUCAUGAAGACGUACAACUUUGCAGCCACUGUGUCUAUGUUGAGUGACGUUCUACCCCAUCUCACUAGAUUGUCCUUGCUGUUCCAGAAAACCAAUGUGGACUUCACUGUUGUGGACACUGUUGUACAUGCAACUAUAGCAGCAGUGGAACAUCUCCGCGACCACUAUGGACAACACAUGACAGCUCUGUCGGCGUUUGUUGAAAAGUUGCGCAGUGAGGGAGUGACGGUUCCGCUGAAUGCACACCAACAGUUUAUUGAACAGGUGUACAAUCCAUACAUAACAAACGUCAUGACCAACCUGCAAGACAGAUUCCCUGACACUGGACUGCUGAAGAAUUUCUCUUGCUUCGAUUUCACAUCAGCAGAUUAGGAAACAGCAAUUUCGGCUAAUGCCACUGAUCUCCAGGAGCUCUGCCAACACUAUGCCAGUUUGGUGAGUGAAGAUGAUGCCAUGGCUGAGUGGGAUCUUUUGGUCCCUCUUGUGAAGAAGAGGUCAGAAGAGUCAUCGACAUACAAGGAAACACUCAUAUUUGUGUCAAAGCAAACAGAGUUGCUGCCAAAUCUAUCCAAAUUGGCAUCAAUUGCUCUGGUCCUACCAGGUUCGACUGCUGACUGUGAGCGUGGCUUCUCCACAAUGAAAAGAAUAAAGACAGGGGCCAGGAACCGACUUGGAGAGAUAACUCUCAACAGUCUUCUGGUCAUUGCCAUUGAAGGACAAGACUGCUGCUCCUUUGACUACGAGAAAGCCGCCACCAUGUGGAGUCAAAGAAAGAAAAGGAGACUGGAAAUUAAAAGUUUUUUUUUGCCACCAUCAUGAUCAUUAUGCCACCAUAGGCGAUAAAAAGUCAUCAUUUAUAGUCAUUAAUUCAGUCAACACUUUUAUAUAAAGAAGGUCCUUGAGACAACAGUAAGAGGUACCUUAUAUCAGUAAUGGAAAACAAUGAAGACUUAAGACCAACAUUUUUCCUAAUCCUUAUGGAAAAGGAUGUUGUAUAUAAACAGUUCUCUUAUUAUCAGGGUUUGACUAUAAUGACAAAGAUUUCAUGAAAAGGUAAACUUGGCGUAAUAAAUGCUUAUUGAAGGACAUCUAAUGCUGACUACUGUUUUUUUUUUCUGGUAAUGGAAUUUUUUUUUUUUUUAAUCCCACAUUUAACAGGCCCACUUUCUGCACCAUACUGUUUGCUCUUUUUCCAUAAAUUAUGCUUCCAAAUGGCCUUAGAUUGCACCACAGAGUGUCCAGAAUGUCAGAAUUGUUCGGGGCCCUUGGGCGGGCCCCGGACCCCACGCCGUAAGGGCUUUCGCGCUUUGCGCUCGCAGGAUCCAUUCGCCGCAGGCCCCUAUCCUUUAAUUUCAUCCUGGCUAGAACCCUGUAUGUGUAGGCAAAAACCCUUAGUGAUAUAACUACAACAAGGCAUGGAUUUAUCGCAAAAUGGACUCAAAUACCAGUAUGUGGAAUAAAAGAUAACCAGAUUAACCAGAAGAAAAGGCCUGAUCUCUAGAAGGAAGUACAAACUGUACGUAAGAUUGAACUAUGGUUAGGCUGGGCUUAGGGUAAUUUCGUCACAUGGUACUUCAGGGCUUACACGGGGUACCACCAUUUAGCCUCUGCUACAGAAGCGUGGCACAAAUAUGUCACGUGGUGAACAUUCAGCUGUACCUAAGCCGGGAUGAGUUAUAGAUGAAAAUUGAAGUGACGUCAUGAUGACGUCAUCAUGGGUCAUGUGCCGUCAUGUUAAAAAUGAUUAGAUUUAAUCACUACAAAAUCAACCGUGAGCGACCUGAACUUGACGUUUGCGGGAAUGGAUAGAAUAAUCCAGGGUCUUCAUUGUUUAUAU